AUAUAAUCUUAUUUAGAGGGAAAAGGAAAAUACAUUUCAACAGUAAACGCAGCGUCUUCUUGCAAUCUUUUCUCUUCCAAUGGAUCUGAUCUUUUCAACCCCUUGCUCUGUCUUCGUCAGCCUCAUUUUGCUUUUCAUUUCCAGAGGCAUUUCGGCGGCAACAUUUACGUUAAUAAACCGGUGCGAUUACACGGUAUGGCCCGGAAUUCUCGGCAACACGAGAUUGGGUAGUACCGGCUUCGAACUCCCACCGGGGGGGUCACGGGCAUUCCAGGCUCCGUCCGGCUGGUCGGGCCGGUUCUGGGGCCGAACCGGCUGCAACUUCGAAGCUAGUUCCGGCCGAGGCAGCUGCGCCACGGCCGACUGCGGAUCGAACCAGGUGGAGUGCAACGGCGCCGGUGCCACCCCGCCGGCGACGCUGGCCGAAUUCACAAUUGGAUCGGGCACCCAGGACUUCUACGACGUCAGCCUCGUGGACGGGUACAAUCUGCCAAUGCUAGUCGAAGCGAGCGGCGGGUCGGGCGCGUGCGGGUCCACCGGGUGCGUGUCCGACUUGAACCGGCAGUGCCCGGCUGAGCUGCGAUCCGGCGGCGGCCGGGCUUGCAAGAGCGCAUGCGAAGCGUUCGGGAGCCCGGAGUACUGCUGCAGCGGCACGUAUGGAACGCCGAGCACUUGCAGGCCGUCGAUUUAUUCGGAGAUGUUUAAGUCGGCGUGUCCGAGGUCGUACAGCUACGCGUACGACGACGCCACGAGCACGUUUACAUGCACCGGCGGUGCUUAUAGGAUUACAUUCUGCCCUUCAUUGACAAGCCAGAAGUCUUCCAGAGAUUCUUCUUCAUCACCACCACUGACUGUUGCUGGAACAACACCCGGGUCACCCGCAACCGGAGGGACAAACGGAUCGGGUUCGGGAUUCGAAUCACCCGACAGCCCCGCAUUGGGCAUGGACUCUUGGUUGCCUAAUUUUGUCACGGGGGACUCCUCAAAGACUAUCCCUAGGUUUAGCAUUCAAUUGUUGUCGACAUUGAUUCUAAUCAUGCUCCUACUCAUUGUCUAGUUAUCAUCUGAGCGUAAUAUAAUGAAUUAGUUUGGGAUCAAAGAAAUUCAAAUUGUAAAGCACCAAUUUUUUUAAUCGUUGCGCUGUGUAAAGAUUAAUGUUAGAGUAUGUUUUACUAAUUGAUUAUCAAAAUCAUAAUAUAUUUAUAUUAUUCCUUUC
Molecule: messenger RNA, 1216 nt
Organism: Diospyros lotus (date-plum)
Lineage: Eukaryota; Viridiplantae; Streptophyta; Magnoliopsida; Ericales; Ebenaceae
Product: thaumatin-like protein 1
Exons: 3
Coding region: 80-1057 (325 amino acids)
Biological process (GO): defense response
Cellular component (GO): extracellular region
Source: RefSeq, a predicted model, not a curated record